Molecule: messenger RNA, 3908 nt
Organism: Delphinapterus leucas (beluga whale)
Lineage: Eukaryota; Metazoa; Chordata; Mammalia; Artiodactyla; Monodontidae
Gene: SPRING1
Product: SREBF pathway regulator in golgi 1
Biological process (GO): positive regulation of SREBP signaling pathway
Source: RefSeq, a predicted model, not a curated record
AGGCGCGGGGUGGCUGACGGGAGCUGGCUGGGCUGAGGGCCGCGGGGCCGGCGCCCGCCGCGAGCCAUGGGGCUGCCGGCCGCGUAGGGGCCAUGCCGCCCGGGCCCCGGGCCUGUCCCGCUCCGCGCCGGGAUGGUGAACCUGGCGGCCAUGGUGUGGCGGCGGCUCCUGCGGAAGAGGUGGGUGCUCGCCCUGGUCUUCGGGCUCUCGCUCGUCUACUUCCUCACCAGCACCUUCAAGCAGGAGGAGAGGGCAGUGAGAGAUCGGAAUCUCCUCCAGGUUCACGACCACGAUCAGCCCAUCCCAUGGAAAGUGCAGUUUAACUUGGGCAACAGCAGUCGGCCCAGCAACCAGUGCCGGAACUCCAUUCAAGGGAAGCACCUCAUCACGGAUGAACUUGGUUACGUUUGUGAGAGGAAAGAUUUGCUGGUAAAUGGCUGCUGUAACGUCAACGUCCCUGGCACAAAGCAGUACUGCUGCGAUGGCUGCUUGUCCAAUGGCUGCUGCAGCGCCUAUGAGUACUGUGUCUCCUGCUGCCUGCAGCCCAACAAGCAACUUCUCCUGGAGCGCUUCCUCAACCGGGCAGCUGUGGCAUUCCAGAACCUCUUCAUGGCAGUCGAAGAUCACUUUGAAUUGUGUUUGGCUAAAUGCAGGACCUCAUCCCAGGCGAUGCCAAAACAAACAGACAGUUAUUGCCCUUGCUGCUCCCCUCCAUCAGCCAAAGGUGCGACUCUUGUUUUCUGACUGGUCUGAAUGGGGGCCUUCACCCAGCACUAUGAGAUGUCUCCCCGCCAGUGUCACCCAACCAGGAAGGGGUGAGUCAGAGGCUGCCCUCCCGGCUCUCUCAGAUUCCAAACUCCUGGCUCUUUCCUGCUCAGCCAGCUCCCCUCCGGAAGGAAGCUCUGCCCAGAAACAUGCCCGGUUGGCAUUGCUUAGCCUGGGAGCCUCGGUUGGCCCGGAUCCCAAUGCCAUCCACGCUGCCCUUCUUCUGGGCCAUAAAGAUCCUCUCACCCCUGCCUGGCCCUGGCAGGUAAAACAGCGAGACCACCCCAGGUAGUGCUCUCAGUAACGCUUCCUGACAGAGGGCGGCUGCUCUAGCCCCUCAUCUCCAUUAUCCUCUACUUUGUGGCUCUGAUUGGAAUCUUCCAAAUCCAGAUGGGCAAGGAAGGCGGAGCUGUGACUCCAUGGCCGUGGGCUCCCGGGAGCUCCCAGGGAAAGCUUUCCCUAGCAGUCCCCUCAGAUCCUGUGGAUUCUCGCUGUGAACAGUCCAAAACCCAGCCUUGCCUUCAGAGAACCCUGGGCGUGAGUGAGGGUGGGGGGGUGAGUUUAGCGGUAGCCCAGGCUGGCCGGUGGCUCCCUGUCCCCUGCGUGCCGUGAGAGGGAGAUGGAAAAGGAGCAGAAGUCAGCUCGGAGUCAGGCAUUUCCAGGGACAGUUCUGCCCCCAGAGGGGAUCACUUUUUCCUCUUUGGGGGCAACCAUGCGCCCACCACAAUUUGCUUCUUUCUUUUUCUUUAUUACUUUUUAUUUGAAUAUAAUUUUGGGCUUACAAAAAAGUUGCAAGAGCAGUACAAAGAAUUCCCAUAUACCCUUCACCUGGAUUCUCCAAAUGUAAAUGCUUUAUCACAUUUGCUUUAUUCUUUUCUGUUUCUCUCUAGAUAGAUAUAUAGGAGAGAAAGAUGUAUUUUUUUUCAGAACCGUUUCACAGUAAGCUGCAGACAGAACACCUCUUUUACCUCUAAAUACUUCAGUGCGUAUUUCCUAAAAACAAAUGACAUUCUCUUACAAUAUGAUAUCUUACAAUGUAAUUACCAAAAUCAGGUAAUUAACACUGAGACAGCAUUAUAAUCUAAUCUACACACUUUAUUCAGAUCUUGCCAUUUGUCCCUAGAAUGUCCUUUAUAACAAAAGGAAGCUCUGAACCCCAUAUGGCAUUCGGUUGUCAUAUCUCUCAGCCUCUUUCAAUCUAGAAGAGUUCCUUAGUUUUUCUGUCUUUGAAGACAUUGACGAUUUUUAAGAGAAGUGGUCGGUUAGUUGUAGAAUGCCCCUCAGUUUUGGUUUGUCAGAUAUUUCUUCAUGAUUACUUUCAGGUUAUACACUUUCAACUGGACGAUCACAGAAAUGUCCUGCAUUCUUCUCAAUGCCUCCUUAACAAUUUGCCCCAUUCUGGUGAUGGGGUUAACUGUGAUCACUGGGUUAAGGGGUGCCUCUAUAUUUUAAAGCUAAAAACAAAUAGAAAAGCUUGAAUUCUAGUCAUACCCUCUCUAACUCCCAGCUCAGAAGCCACAAAACCCCCCACCACCAAUUUGUUUGCUUACUCAGAAAAAACUUAAUGUAUCAGUUAUCUAUUGCUGCAUAAGAAACCAUCCCAUGACACAGUGGCUUAAAAUAACAGCUAUUUUAUUGCUUAUGAUUCUGUGGAUCAGGAAUUCAGAUGGGGCCCAGUUCUUCAUCUUAUGUGGCUGCACUCUGCUGGGAUCUUGGCUGGGGCUAAAAGAUCCAAGAUGUCCUCCCUCAUCUGUUUGGUAGUUGGUGUUGGCUGUCAGCUGGGGUGCUUGGUUUUCCUCCGUGUGGCCUUUCCAGCAGGAUAGCUUGGGCUUCUUGACAUGGUGAAAAUAGAAGCUGCGAGGCCUCUGAGGGCUGAGGGCUGGAAGCUGACCAGCCUGACUUCUGCUGUGUUCUAUUCUGAGGCCAGCCCUGAUUCAAUCAGAGGGGAGAUAACCCUGCCUUUGGAUGGGAGCAGGGGCAAUGCUGACUGCAAAAGGGCAUGUGAGAUGGGAUUUGUUUGCUCAGCCAUCUUUGGAGAUAGAGCACACCAAGGGUGCCUGCUUACUCACCCAGAAUGUACAAGAGAGCUACAAAUGAGGAACUGGGCAGUCAGCCUUGGCUACGCCUUUGCCAGGGGAAUAUCAGUCCCUACGCUUGGAAUGUUUCGUUUUCACUCUCCUUUUCAACUCUGCAUGAUUCCAAAAGCCUUUCUUGGGCAUCUGUUAUGUAGUGAUAUAUAUGGAGCACCUACUAUGUAUGCAGGGCUCAGUGCUGAGGAUCGAGGCAUGAAACUGAGUUAGUCCUUGAUCUCUGGGAGCUCAUCACCUAGACAUAAAACUGAACUAUAAACAAACCUUUGCAGGUGGUUGUCAAGAAUGUGGGUGGACUCCAGAGAAAGGAGGGGCUAAGUGUGGCUGGGGGCACUGGGGAAGGGACAUAGAAGAGACCAUGCAAGAGCUGACUCAUGAAGAAGGAGCAGAUGGGCAGGCCAGGCAGAGGGGGCAGCCUAGGGUGGGCGGUGGGCGUGUUGGGGAAUUACCCCUACCCAGGAAUGGCUGUCAGCAAAGUAUAGUGGGGCCCAGGGGAGAGUGCAAAGAGAUAAGACUAAGGGGUGAUCACGGACUGAAGUCUACAACCUCCAGUGCUGGUGUUUCUACCUCCUUCCCUUUCUUCCAUCAGAGUGUUUGCCAGCCCAGGUCUAAGUCCUUAACCCUGUAGACUCAGGAGAAUCUCCAUUCAAUACAGACACAGGAUGGGACAAGUGAGGAAGGGGGAAAAGACCUUGUAGAGAAACUUCUUUCAUCUACAUAACUAAGAGCUGGGAAAAUGAGAGAGCAAAUGCAGUCUUGGAGUUUAGGAGUUUGGAAUGGGGGAUGAGAGAAUGGGGGAAAGGAGGGGACAACUUGCAUUUGGUGCUGCUGUGGGGUUUGGACUCCAUACAGUAAGGAUUUGAUUACUAUUUGAUAGCUAGACGGCAGUUCUUUGCAUGCAACUAAGUCAUAGAAGGAGCCAUAUGGGAAGCCAUAAUUUAUAUGGGUUACAUAUUUUUAUAUACAUGUACCAACAGUCAUGAGGGAGGUCACAGCUUUAAAAGGAAUGUAUUCUUGAAAAUCUUUACAUAAUUAAAACCUCAACGGAUUCAA